This is a messenger RNA of Spathaspora passalidarum NRRL Y-27907, 2015 nucleotides long. RefSeq lists its product as uncharacterized. The record is from RefSeq and is a predicted model, not a curated record. Gene Ontology annotation, biological process: transmembrane transport; carbohydrate transport. NCBI's taxonomy places the organism in Eukaryota, Fungi, Ascomycota, Pichiomycetes, Serinales, Debaryomycetaceae. Gene Ontology annotation, cellular component: membrane. The transcript has a single exon. Gene Ontology annotation, molecular function: carbohydrate:proton symporter activity. Bases 69 to 1670 code for a protein of 533 amino acids.
AUCAUCAAUCUAUUCUAACAGUAGUCGCUGGUCGCACAUCAAUUAGAAAAGAAUACUCAACUAUAAUCAUGGCUGAUUUAAAAGACAACCAAAUUAUUGAUCAAGAAUCCGUUUCUGAUCAUCUUGAUCUCCAAGAACACAUCCUUGAAAAGGGUGAAAUUGACCAAUAUCUUUACUUAGACAAACCAUGGUACAAGUACAAGCACUUCCUUAUUUUACAUUGGUUUGUUUUCCUUGUUACUUUAACUUCCACCAACAAUGGUUACGAUGGUUCUAUGUUGAACGGUUUGCAAGUUUUAGAUGAUUGGCAACAUGCUAUGGGUCACCCAACUGGUGCUGUCUUAGGUGCUUUAGCUAACGGUAACACCUUCGGUGGUUUAAUUUCUUUUGGUUUUGCUGCUUGGUUCUCUGAUAAAUUCGGUAGAAAGACUUCUAUUGUUGUCGGUCAAUCUUUCACUAUCUUAGGUGCUAUCUUACAAGGUGCUUCAACUAACUAUGCUUUCUUCAUUUGUGCCAGAAUUAUCUUAGGUGCUGGUUUCGGUCUUUCCACUGUUUCCUCCCCAUCUUUGAUUUCCGAAUUAUCUUAUCCAAAGUUCAGAGAUACCUGUACUGCCUUAUAUAACACCUUCUGGUAUUUCGGUGCUAUUAUUGCUGCUUGGGUUACUUUCGGUACUCAACCAAUUCCAUCUGCUUAUGCUUGGAGAAUUCCAUCUUACUUACAAGGUGCUUUACCAUUAGUUCAAGUCCUUCUUUUCUGGUGGGUUCCAGAAUCCCCAAGAUACUUGAUCUCCAAGGGUAAGGAUGACAAGGCUAGAGAAAUCUUACAUACCUUCCACUGUGGUAAUGACGGUACUGAACAAGCUCACAGAUUAGUUGAAUUCGAAGUUAAGGAAAUUAAGGCUGCUUUAGAAUUAGAAAAAGUCUCCAACAACGCUUCCUACUUUGAUUUUGUUACCAUUCCAACUUUCAGAAGAAGAUUAUUCUUAUUGAUUUUCACUGCCGUUAUUAUGCAAUUAUCUGGUAAUGGUUUAGUCUCAUACUAUCUUAACAAGGUCUUGGAUACCAUUGGUAUUACUGAUGCUAAGAAGCAAUUAGAAAUUAACGGUUGUUUGAUGAUCUAUAACAUGGUUAUCUCUUGGGCUGCUGCUUCUGUCUGUCAAUACUUGAGAAGAAGAACCAUGUUCUUAUCUUGUAUCACUGGUAUGUUAGUCGCUUAUGUUAUUUGGACUAUUUUAUCUGCUAGAUUCGCUCUUGGUGGUUUCACUGAUACCUCCUUAGCUAACGGUGUCUUGGCUAUGAUUUUCCUUUACUACUUGGCUUAUGAUAUUGGUGCUAACGGUUUACCAGUCUUGUACGUUACUGAAAUCUUACCAUACUCCCACAGAGCCAAGGGUCUUAAUGUCUUCUUCUUCUCCCAAAACGUUAUCUUGUUAUACAAUGGUUUCGUUAACCCAAUUGCCAUGGAUGCUAUUGAAUGGAAGUACUACAUUGUCUACUGUUGUAUUUUAGCCGUUGAAUUAGUUUUGGUUUACUUCUUCUACGUCGAAACUUCCGGUUACACCUUGGAAGAAGUUGCUAGAGCUUUCGGUGAUGAUCCUGAAACUACUUUAACUCACCUUUCUUCCGCUCCAGACAAGGCUGCAAUUGAACACGCCGAAAAGUUGGUCUAAGUUAUUAUGUCAUGAUAUUAUUUUAAUUCUUAAUACUUUUUUUUUAUUUGAAGUUGAUGGACUGAUUAGAUACUUUACGGUUUGUAUAGAUUGUUAUUAGCUAAUAGUAUAUGUUUAUGUUUAAGAUGAAACCUUGUAGAUAAUAGAUAACCUGUAAAAUUAAGGAGUUGAAUAAUGUUUGUGUCAUAUUUGGUUUAACCUUCCCAUUUAUUGUUGUAAAACGUUGCCCAGAGGAAUACGAGAGAACAAGUCAGAAAAUAAAUUAACAAUACUCAAUGUUUCAAUACCAGACCAGUAACACAUUUUCUAGUAAGACAACAAACAAAGCUGGUUAAUUAACGAUUU